This is a messenger RNA of Vanderwaltozyma polyspora DSM 70294, 663 nucleotides long. It is a transcript of the gene BUD21, whose product is annotated as Bud21p. The record is from RefSeq and is a predicted model, not a curated record. NCBI's taxonomy places the organism in Eukaryota, Fungi, Ascomycota, Saccharomycetes, Saccharomycetales, Saccharomycetaceae. Gene Ontology annotation, biological process: rRNA processing. Gene Ontology annotation, molecular function: snoRNA binding. The coding region runs from base 1 to 663 and encodes 220 amino acids. The transcript has a single exon.
AUGACAGUCAGCUCAGCUUCAAAGCAUGUAAAAUUCGAUGAAGGUCUUGAAGACCUUCCACAUUUAGCAUCUCAAAAUACAACUGAUAUGCCAGUUGACAAAUAUGCUGAUAUUAGUGAAAGUGAUAGUGAUGACGACGUUCCUGAAGAAGAAGGUGUUUCUUCUGCUAAAAAUGAUGCUGAAAUUGCUAUGAAGAUUAGAGAAGAUGCAUUGAAUUUGGAACAAAAAAUGUUAAAAGAGAAGAGAAGAAAGCAGAAUGAAAUAUUUAAAAAACAAAAAGAAGAAAAACAUAAAAGAAAUCUAGAUACAAGGGAUGAUGUGACUGAAAAGAAUGAAUUAGAAGAGAUGCCAACCGAAUUUUUCGAUAAGCUUAAGGAAUCUAACGCAGAUAAUGAACAGAUCAAGGCAAUGCCAAAACAUAUUAAUUUUAAUGAUAUAGAGAUUGAUGAUAAAUAUAUACCUGAAGUUCAGGCUCAAUUAAAAAAGAAGAAAAAGAACUCUCUAAAAAAAUUAAGAGCUUCUUCAAAGAAAAAGGGCCCUGUUACAGUAUCUGUUUUAUCAGAUAUUUCUGUCUCCAAUACUAUGGCACCAAAGAAGGAGAUUAAAGUCACAAGUACUAAAGAUAGGUGGCUGAAAAGGAAGUCUUUAAACAGAAAGAAAUAG